AUGUUUCGUGCUGCCAGACUCUCGGCUUCUAGACUGCGUCCAGUCACUGCUACUGCAUUUUGGGCCCCUCAUGCCAAUUCCUACUCAAAGCCUGCCAUUGUCCGAUCCUUUUCUUCAAAGGCUAGCACUGUGAUUUCAAACAAAAUCGAUACUGAUCUGCCCGAAUUCAAGGAAAAUGCCAUCCGAGUUGCUCGUCUAACCCAACAGCUCAAAGAUGAUGUUGCUCAGAUCCGUCAAGGCGGUGGUGAGGUUGCUCGCAAGCGCCAUCUGUCCCGUAAUAAACUACUUCCUCGUGACAGGGUAGAUGCUCUUCUUGAUCCUGGAUCGCCGUUUUUGGAACUAUCACAGUUUGCAGGUCAUGAGCUUUAUGAUGCAAACGUUCCUGCCGGUGGUAUUAUUACUGGAAUUGGUCGUGUGAGCGGUGUUGAAUGCAUGAUUGUUGCGAAUGAUUCUACCGUCAAGGGUGGUACCUACUUUCCCAUUACUGUCAAGAAGCACUUGCGGGCACAAGAGAUUGCAAAGGAAAAUCGCUUGCCCUGUAUCUAUCUAGUUGACUCUGGUGGUGCCAAUCUUCCACAGCAAGCUGACGUGUUCCCAGACAAAGAACAUUUUGGUCGUAUUUUUUUUAACCAAGCCAAUAUGUCGGCCGCUGGCAUUCCUCAAAUUGCUAUUGUUUUGGGAUCGUGCACUGCUGGAGGUGCAUAUGUUCCAGCCAUGGCUGAUGAAAGUGUCAUUGUCAAAAAUCAAGGCACCAUUUUUCUUGCCGGACCACCUCUUGUAAAAGCUGCUACAGGCGAGGUUGUAUCUGCCGAGGACCUUGGUGGUGCCGAUCUACAUUGCCGAACCUCUGGAGUGACUGACUACUAUGCUCAGUCAGAUGAGCACGCACUUCAGCUUGGACGUCAGAUCGUUACCAAUCUGAACUAUACAAAGAAUCACCAGGUUACAGUUUGUCCAAUUGAGGAACCACUCUACCCACCAUCCGAGCUUGGUGGUAUUGUUGGUGACAAUUUGAGAAAGCCCUAUGACAUGAAACAAGUUAUUGCCCGCAUUGUUGAUGGCAGUAAAUUUAGCGAAUUCAAGGAGCUCUAUGGCACACAGCUAGUCACUGGAUUUGCUCGCAUUCACGGAUUCCCUGUUGGUAUUGUUGCUAAUAAUGGCAUUCUUUUCUCUGAAUGUGCUCUUAAAGGUGCCCAUUUUAUUGAGCUAUGCAGCCAGCGCAAGAUUCCACUUAUUUUCCUUCAAAAUAUCACUGGGUUUAUGGUUGGAAAGAGUGCCGAGGCUGGCGGUAUUGCCAAAAACGGUGCCAAGAUGGUCACGGCUGUUGCAACUGCUCAAGUGCCAAAGAUCACCGUCCUUUGCGGCGGUUCAUUUGGUGCUGGAAACUAUGGCAUGUGUGGACGUGCAUAUUCGCCGCGAUUCCUUUGGACUUGGCCUACCUCCCGUAUCAGUGUGAUGGGUGGUGAACAAGCUGCUGGAGUCAUGGCACAAAUUACUCGCGAUUCCAAAGCCAAAAAGGGAGAGACUUGGUCUGUCGAGGCAGAAGAAGAGUUUAAGAAGCCUAUUUUUGAACGUUACGAAUCCGAGGGUCAUCCCUAUUAUGCUAGUGCACGUCUUUGGGAUGAUGGAAUUAUUGAUCCCGCAGACACUCGCAGUGUUCUUGCACUUAGUCUCAGUGCUGCUCUCAAUGCUCCUAUCCCAGAUACUAAAUUUGGCAUUUUCCGCAUGUAAUUUCUCUCAUGCAACUUCAAAAUCAAAUACAUUGUUUAUCAUGUUAUACAUGCC
Batrachochytrium dendrobatidis JAM81 is the source of this 1785-nucleotide messenger RNA. RefSeq lists its product as uncharacterized. NCBI's taxonomy places the organism in Eukaryota, Fungi, Chytridiomycota, Chytridiomycetes, Rhizophydiales. The coding region runs from base 1 to 1731 and encodes 576 amino acids. The record is from RefSeq and is a predicted model, not a curated record. Gene Ontology annotation, biological process: L-leucine catabolic process. Gene Ontology annotation, cellular component: mitochondrion; methylcrotonoyl-CoA carboxylase complex. Gene Ontology annotation, molecular function: methylcrotonoyl-CoA carboxylase activity. The transcript has 16 exons.